Molecule: messenger RNA, 2099 nt
Organism: Schistocerca gregaria
Lineage: Eukaryota; Metazoa; Arthropoda; Insecta; Orthoptera; Acrididae
Gene: ND-39
Product: NADH dehydrogenase [ubiquinone] 1 alpha subcomplex subunit 9, mitochondrial
Exons: 7
Coding region: 305-1513 (402 amino acids)
Cellular component (GO): mitochondrion
Molecular function (GO): protein-containing complex binding
Source: RefSeq, a predicted model, not a curated record
UUUCUUGUUUGAUUGCGUUCCAGAUUACAUCACACAAAAACUAAUCUUACCACAACUUUUUAAAACAAUGACUUAAAGGGAAGUUCUGUUCACAUUGCACAUUUGUCCUGUUUUUUUUCUAAUUUUUAAUAGAUUUUCCUUUGAGUAACGGAAUUUUUGUCGUAGCAUGACGAACGGACCAGUGUGAAUUGACCUUAAUAGAUAGAUACCUUGGUCGCCAUGAUGAGCGAGUCGAUAGCGAUACGAUUCUCAUACGAGAAGGUUAUCUUCCAUACCGCGGUGACCCACGGUAUCUUUGACAGAAAUGGCAGGGUUUGCCGUGCAGACGGUUCUGCUGAGCGCAAGGCAUCAGCUUGGUGCGGCAACAUCGGUGAACCUUGUUCAUGUGGCUUCAUACAGUAGUGAUGUCCAUACAAUAAAGAAUCCAAAAUUAUCCCAACUGAAAAGAGGAACUGGUGGGAGGUCAAGCUUCAAUGGAGUUGUAGCAACAGUGUUUGGAGCCAGUGGUUUUCUAGGCAGAUAUGUUUGUAAUCGGUUGGGGAAAAUAGGUACACAGCUGAUAAUACCAUAUCGUGGGGACCACUAUGAUGUACUAAGGCUGAAACUUGUUGGAGAUUUAGGUCAAGUGCUGUUUGUGCCUUAUGAUCUCAGAGAUAAGGAAUCUGUCUUCAAAGCUGUAAAAUAUUCCAAUGUGGUCAUUAAUCUUGUUGGCCGUGACUGGGAGACAAAGAAUUUCAAGUUUGAUGAUGUUAAUGUGGAAGGCGCCAGAACUAUUGCAAAUGCUGCCCGUGAAGCUGGAGUAGAAAAAUUGAUCCACCUGUCUGCACUGAAUGCAACGGAGAAUCCGGAGCCUAUUGUUAUCCCAAAAGGCUCAAAAUUUUAUCAGAGCAAAUGGAGAGGCGAAUGUGCUGUAAGAGAAGCAUUUCCUGAAGCAAUUAUAUUUCGUCCUUCAGUCAUUUAUGGUCAAGAAGACAGAUUCCUCAGGUAUUAUGCUCAUGUUUGGAGAAGACAGUUCCAAGCUUUACCAUUGUGGAAGAAGGGUGAGCACACGAUAAAGCAACCAGUAUUUGUCAGUGAUGUUGCAGCUGGAAUUAUCAAUGCUGUGAAAGACCCAGAUGCUGCAGGGAAAGUGUUCCAGGCUGUUGGUCCAAAACGCUAUUUGCUGUCUGAGCUGGUGGACUGGUUUCAUCGUGUAAUGCGACGCGAUGAAGAGUGGGGCUACUGGCGAUAUGAUAUGCGAUACGAUCCCCUGUUUUCAUUGAGAGUAACUUUAACAGAAAUGUUGUGUCCUAGUUGGCCUGUGGGGUAUCUGCAUUGGGAGGGUAUUGAAAAGGAGCAUACAACAGAUAUUUUGGAGAGUGGGGUUCCCACUUUAGAGGAUUUGGGCGUUACACUGACACACAUGGAAGAUAAAGUUCCAUGGGAGUUAAGACCUUUCAGAGCUGGAGCUUACUACCAUGAAGAAUUGGGUGAAUUUGCCCCUCCUGCUCCCCCAAAUUCUAUACCUGUGUAGUGCUCUGCCAGAACAACUUUUAACAGCAUUUAGACUGUACCUAGUUCUAAUUUUGUAAAUUAUUUUCGGUCCUUCUGAUUGGAACCAUGGUAUUUAACACAUUGAGAAUUUGAUUUUUCACUUUGAAUUUUCCUGGAAAAUCUACAGAAGUUUCUUCCAAAAUCUAGUUUUGAUUCCACAAUAUAAUAAUCUUAUGUUAAUGUUGUGAUAUUAAAUGAUAAAUACAAAGUGGUGUAUAUAGUAAUAACACAUAUUUUGAUCCCAAAGAGAUUGAGGUUUGUUAAGUAGUGAAAGGAAUUGCAUUAGCUUGCUUGGCAUGCCAUAUUUCACUUGGAAUUUUGAGCAGUGAACAAGGACAAGAUAAAAAACACUAUAAAAAAAAUUUUCUGUUACUUUGAAGAAAUCACUGGUUGAGAAAAAAGUGCAUACCAUAUUUACCUGGUUAUGUGACAGUUUUUCCCCCAGAUUUGUCAUUCAGAAUCUACAGGAUCAUCACACAUUUACAGAUUAGGCUUUAUUUACAAAGGUCAGCACUUUUAUUUCUGCAAUAGCUGAAUAAAGCAUUCAUGUUACAUUCACAGAUUAA